Papilio polytes (common Mormon) is the source of this 2453-nucleotide messenger RNA. RefSeq names its product oxysterol-binding protein-related protein 9. The record is from RefSeq and is a predicted model, not a curated record. The transcript is spliced from 16 exons. Gene Ontology annotation, cellular component: membrane; cytosol; intracellular membrane-bounded organelle. Bases 108 to 2231 code for a protein of 707 amino acids. Lineage: Eukaryota; Metazoa; Arthropoda; Insecta; Lepidoptera; Papilionidae. Gene Ontology annotation, molecular function: sterol binding.
AGUAACGUCAAACAUAUGGAUUAUUUAUGGUAUUGUGUUGCUGCCGCAGUUAAAUAUUUUCUGUGAUUAUUUUUAAUGUUUUUUGAUAAUUGUUUUUAAGUUAUACAAUGAUGAUGGAGGGUUCACUAAGUAAAUGGACAAAUGUUAUGAAAGGGUGGCAAUAUCGGUGGUUUGUUUUGGACGAGAAUGCUGGGCUCCUGUCUUAUUACACGUCAAAAGAAAAGAUGACACGCGGUGUGAGAAGAGGCUGCGUGCGGUUGCGUGCUGCCGUCAUCGGCAUUGAUGAUGAAGAUGAUUCUACAUUCACAAUCACCGUUGACCACAAGACGUUUCACUUCCAGGCACGCGAUGGCAGUGAGCGUGAGAGGUGGGUGCGUGCGUUGGAGGAGACGAUAGCACGUCACGGGCGACGGGAGCGGUGGGCGCGCUGUGUGCCCGCGCCCGCGCGACGACACGACGACCUCGAGCGACGUGUGGCUGAAGCGGACGCUUACCUGCAGAUCAUGAUUGAACUAGUCACGAAAAUGGGCAUCCGUGUAUCGGAGCUCGCGGACCCCCAGGAGAAGAGCAAGGGUCAAGUAAUUUUAGAUCACUCCAACGCAAUGUUGGACAAUAUAAAACAUUCCAUAGUACUUCUUCAAAUAGCUAAGAAUACCGUGAAUCCUGUGAACGGGGUGUACCAGGGACCAACAAAUACAUCUCAAAUGCAUAACAAAGAAGGCGAGGACCUGUCCCCGCGAGUGGAGCUGGGCGCGGAGUGCCGCGAGCUGGCCACGCCCUCGCUGCCGCUGACGCCACUGGAACACAUCGACGCUCCCAGACAAGCGAUGUCUCUCCUGGUUCCUGAUACCUCGUACUCCUCGUCGGAAGGUGAAGACGACUUCUAUGACGCUGAUGAUGAGCCGGCCGAGCUGCUGCCCGCGCCGAGUGUGUCGCGUAGCUGCCAAGCAGAGGGCGCGGCGGAGCAGGAGCCAGCGUCCGCGCCCCCCACAGCUGACCUGCCUCGCACCAACGAUGGAGAAAUCGAUUACGAUGCGCUGUAUGAAGAUGAAUCUGACAGCGACCUGGGCUCGAUGGAGAACCACGGCUCUGUUGUUACGCAUCUCCUGUCACAAGUCAAAAUCGGCAUGGACCUUACCAAGGUGGUGCUCCCUACAUUCAUACUGGAGCGGAGAUCGCUACUCGAGAUGUACGCGGAUUCGUUUGCACAUCCCGACCAGUUUGUCAAAAUAGUGGACAUGCCGUCCCCCAAGGAGCGCAUGGUGCAGGUGGUGCGCUGGUACCUGAGCUCGUACCACGCCGGCCGCAAGUCGCAGGUGGCCAAGAAGCCCUACAACCCCGUGCUGGGCGAGGUCUUCCGCUGCCACUGGGACCUCGACGGCGCUAACGAUUCACACAACUCCUCUACUGACAAGCUAGAAGUAGGCGACGGUCCCGUCCCCUGGUGCUCUCCGGAGCAACUCUCCUUUGUGGCGGAACAAGUGUCCCAUCACCCGCCGAUCAGUGCAUUUUACGCGGAACAUGUCAAUAAGAGGAUACAAUUCGAUGCCUGGGUGUGGACAAAGAGCAAGUUUCUAGGACUUUCUAUCGGUGUCCAUAAUAUAGGACGAGGUGUGGUCACCCUGUUGGACUAUGGAGAGGAAUAUACUGUCACCUUCCCUAAUGGAUAUGGACGAUCGAUCUUAACAGUACCAUGGAUAGAGUUGGGUGGUUCAGUGUGCAUCGAGUGUCCGCAGACGGGACACAAGGCCAACGUGGAGUUCCUCACGAAGCCUUUCUACGGCGGCAAGAAGCACCGCGUCAUCUGCGAGGUGUUUGCCGCCAACGAGAAGAAGGCGUAUUACACCGCACAGGGGGAGUGGAACACCAGGAUGGAUGGGAGGUGGAUGGAAUCCGGGCGUACCGAAGUAGUAUUCGAGGUGUCGAGUAUGAAGGCGCGGCGCAAGCGCGUGUCGCCGGUGUCGCGGCAGGCGGCGCACGAGUCGCGGCGCGUGUGGCGCCACGUGACGGCCGCCCUGCGCGCCGCGGACACGGAGGCCGCCACCGCCGCCAAGCGCCGUCUGGAGCAGGCGCAGCGCGACCUCGCCAAGCAGCGCCUCGACACCGGCGACAAGUGGGACACGCAGUUGUUCAGUCCUAAAGACGAAGGCUGGGAGUACAACACGCCGCUCAGUAAGCGCCUGGAGGCGGCCACCGGCACGCCGCAGCGCAAACACAACGACGCCAGAUAAUGGACCAAACGACUCUAUGUCUAUGAGAAUAAGGUAGAAAUUACUACGCCAUAGUUAUAUGUCUUAUUAAUACGAUUGACGCACCAACGUGACGCUUACAGUAGCCUCUUACAUUUGUAUGGACUUGAUAUGCUUGAGUAUAUUCAUUUAAUCUUACUUCUUACUAAUAUAAAUGUGAAAGUUUGGAUGGAUGGAUGUUUGUUAGAGUUUGUAGCUUAAACG